CGGACAUCCUGGUCUACAUCAACGACAGCUGCGUGCUGGGCCGCUCUCAUAAGGAGGUGGUGGAGAUGCUGAAGUCGGUGCCGAUGGGUCAGAGCGUGGACGUGGUGCUGAGGAGAGGAUACCCGAUGCUCUACAACCCGGACGGCUGUCCCAAACAGAGCCUGGAGACGAAGGCGCAGACUCCCAACGAGCCCCUCAAUCCACCCAACCUGAACCGCGGCCUGACGCACCUCACCUACAGCCGAACGCUGGACGCCAAUGGCAGCGCGCCAGGUCAGAGCAGCCGGCCGAGGUCACUGAACAAAUCAGCCGCAGAGACGCUGCUAUUUAAAGUCUUCAUAUGA
Molecule: messenger RNA, 344 nt
Organism: Plectropomus leopardus (leopard coralgrouper)
Lineage: Eukaryota; Metazoa; Chordata; Actinopteri; Perciformes; Serranidae
Source: RefSeq, a predicted model, not a curated record